AUGAAGCCAAGCGGUUGGUCCUUGACGGAACUAAAAAACGACAAAUAUGUCGACACUGGUUACUUUUUCAACCUCAGUGAAUUUAUUUUCGGAAUCUUUCCGAAUCCACUUGAGAGGUUUCCUUCACUGAAGGAAGGGGUGGACCUUGUGACAUAUUCAUAUCGUCCCGUGAGAAACUAUCCUGGCGCAACCUUGGAUGAUUUGGUGACUUUUAAGAUCAAUGUGAAGAAAGACAAGUCGGUGUAUCUUUAUAAAAUCAAAAUCAAGCUUGUGAAGCAACAGGUUCAAGUCAAUCCUGGAGGAACGAAUAUGAUCAAAACUGAGUCCUGGACGCUAUUGUCAAAACUGACGAGCUUACGUUACGGUGAAGGUUCUUUUCUGAUUCCUGGAGACGUCAUCCUGUGCAAGGUACCAUAUCUUGAGCCUUCUGUAUAUUCCAAUAGUCUUGUCAUUGGCUUUUGGAUCCUUAUCACAGUGGAUUGUACCGUGAACAAGGAAAAAGACAUUCAUUUGAGCAAUGACUUUGCAAUAUUUACGGCGAAAGAAGAUAAGAAUUUUCUUAGCAUCACUCCGCCGCCUUAUGAAACUGAUGAGAAGAAGAAAUGGCUUAUCAUUGGACAGGUAAGGUUAUACGAGGAGGAAUUACCGAGUAAUUAA
Candidozyma duobushaemuli is the source of this 657-nucleotide messenger RNA. RefSeq lists its product as uncharacterized. NCBI's taxonomy places the organism in Eukaryota, Fungi, Ascomycota, Pichiomycetes, Serinales, Metschnikowiaceae. The coding region runs from base 1 to 657 and encodes 218 amino acids. The record is from RefSeq and is a predicted model, not a curated record. The transcript has a single exon.